Molecule: messenger RNA, 768 nt
Organism: Amaranthus tricolor (Joseph's coat)
Lineage: Eukaryota; Viridiplantae; Streptophyta; Magnoliopsida; Caryophyllales; Amaranthaceae
Product: protein MAIN-LIKE 1-like
Exons: 2
Coding region: 1-768 (255 amino acids)
Biological process (GO): meristem maintenance; meristem development
Source: RefSeq, a predicted model, not a curated record
AUGACUAUAAUGUUGCACGACGUGCAACGCAUCUUAGGGAUUGGCAUUAACGGUUCACUUCCCACUGAACCGUCUGAUCAUGACUGGCAGCUAGGCCUGGCUGGCCUUUUUGGGGAGCCAUUGUCGGAGCUGCGUGCGAAGGGGCACUUCACCAGCGGUAGCAUUAACGUUGGUUCACUGUUGCAGCUAUGCCACCGCUCUCAGUCUGGAGAUACUCAAGCUACUGCCUACUUCAUGGCUAUAGUGGGUUCUACGCUGCUCGUGGAUAAGACUAGAGUCGGGAUGCGUCCUCACCCUGUUCUUGCUGUCGCCGCUGAUCAGGCUGACAUUGCUUGGGGUGCAUUGACGCUUGCACACUUGUAUCGCCAACUGGGUUUGGCGUCAAGGAUUGGGUGCAGGACUAUUUCUGGUUGUCUGACCCUGUUACAGACCUGGAUUUACGAGUACUUCCCAGCCUUUCGCCCCCAUCCGCAUCCAGCUGACAUGGCCAACAAGACUAGGGCAGAGAUAUGGUCCCCGAAGAAGCCAAUCCGUGAGCUUAGUAGAUUGAGAGACUGUAGGAGCAAACUGGACGCCAUGACAGAGAGACAGGUGGAGUGGAAUCCGUACAUGACUUCUGGUAGCGCUUUAUUGAACGAGCACCCACGCACCACCUAUAUUGGUGGUAUCACCUGUUUCGAUAUCGUGGAGGUCUAUUUACCUGAGAGGACAGUGAGGCAGCUCAGUUUUGCUCAGGACAUUCCCCCAGCUCCGUUGAGACCUACCUAA